Messenger RNA from Jaculus jaculus (lesser Egyptian jerboa), 2529 nucleotides. It is a transcript of the gene Pip5k1b, whose product is annotated as phosphatidylinositol-4-phosphate 5-kinase type 1 beta. The record is from RefSeq and is a predicted model, not a curated record. Gene Ontology annotation, molecular function: phosphatidylinositol kinase activity. Gene Ontology annotation, biological process: phosphatidylinositol metabolic process. The transcript is spliced from 16 exons. Lineage: Eukaryota; Metazoa; Chordata; Mammalia; Rodentia; Dipodidae. Bases 205 to 1872 code for a protein of 555 amino acids.
CAGCCCCGGCACCUGCCGUGUCCCCCCCACCCCUGCGCCAGCCCGGGGGGAGACAGCCACCACAUCGCGCGGCCACUUGAAGGCUGUGGCGCAACUGGUCUCGCCGCCGAUGCCGGCCCGGAACUGGAGAAAAAAGCAGUUUCAACAAUGAAUAGCCCACUCAUCACGACCAACUACAGAUGACUUGCCAUUUCAUUUAUAAAGAUGUCGUCAGCUGCUGAAAAUGGAGAUGCAGUACCUGGAAAACAAAGUGAAGAAAAAACCUACAAAAAGACUGCAUCAUCGGCUAUUAAAGGUGCUAUUCAGCUGGGAAUAGGGUACACAGUGGGGAACCUUACCUCUAAGCCAGAACGAGACGUUCUCAUGCAAGACUUUUACGUGGUAGAAAGUGUGUUCCUACCCAGCGAAGGAAGCAAUCUGACCCCAGCGCAUCACUACCCUGACUUCAGAUUUAAGACGUAUGCCCCGUUAGCCUUCCGGUACUUCAGAGAACUCUUCGGAAUCAAGCCUGAUGAUUACUUGUACUCCAUCUGCAGUGAGCCCCUAAUUGAACUUUCCAACCCUGGAGCCAGCGGAUCCUUGUUUUUUUUGACGAGUGAUGAUGAAUUUAUCAUCAAAACUGUUCAGCAUAAAGAAGCAGAGUUCCUCCAGAAGCUUCUGCCAGGCUACUACAUGAAUUUAAACCAGAAUCCAAGGACUCUUCUGCCAAAAUUCUACGGACUUUACUGCAUGCAGUCAGGGGGCACGAACAUCCGCAUCGUGGUGAUGAACAACGUGCUGCCACGGGCCAUGAGGAUGCACUUGACCUACGACUUGAAAGGUUCCACGUACAAGCGAAGGGCCUCCCGGAAGGAGAGAGAGAAACCCAACCCCACAUUUAAGGACCUAGACUUCCUGCAAGACAUGCACGAAGGGCUGUACUUUGAUACGGAAACCUACAACGCACUCAUGAAGACUCUGCAGAGAGACUGCCGGGUGCUAGAAAGCUUCAAGAUCAUGGACUACAGCCUUUUGCUGGGAAUCCACAUUUUGGAUCACUCCCUUAAAGACAAAGAAGAGGAGCCCUUACAGAACGUGCCUGAUGCGAAACGGCCCGGGAUGCAGAAAGUCCUGUACUCCACAGCCAUGGAAUCCAUCCAGGGCCCAGGGAAGUCUGCAGAUGGGAUCAUCCCAGAGAACCCAGACACAAUGGGAGGCAUUCCAGCUAAAAGCCAUAAGGGAGAAAAGCUACUUUUAUUUAUGGGCAUUAUUGACAUUCUACAAUCAUAUAGGUUAAUGAAGAAAUUGGAGCAUUCCUGGAAAGCUCUUGUCUAUGAUGGGGACACUGUUUCAGUUCAUAGACCAAGUUUUUAUGCAGACAGAUUUUUAAAGUUUAUGAAUGCCAGAGUUUUCAAGAAAAUUCAAGCUUUGAAGGCCUCACCUUCUAAGAAACGGUGCAAUUCCAUUGCCGCCUUCAAGGCAACCUCGCAGGAGAUCGUGUCUGCAAUCAGCCAGGAAUGGAAGGAUGAGAAGCGGGAUUUACUGACUGAAGGACAGAGUUUUAGCAGCCUGGAUGAAGAAGCCCUAGGUUCCCGACACAGGCCCGACCUGGUGCCUAGCACCCCGUCACUGUUUGAAGCCGCCUCCUUAGCGACCACAAUUUCAUCUUCUUCCUUAUAUGUCAAUGAACAGUGUCCCCACGACAGGACUGCGCUGUAUCCAAACAGUAAAGUGUUACCUUCCAGCUCCACCUUUACCUUGGAAGAGGGGACUGUCUACUUGACUGCAGAACCAAACGCUCUGGAGGUGCAGGAUGACACUGCGUCUGUGCUCGACGUCUACCUAAUUUGUGACAGCCAGAGGGGUGUGAUGGUGCUGAGCAGAAGUAAGUGAAAGUAGUAACUGGUUAAGCACCUGAAUGGAACCUGAGCACAGUUACAGGAGAGAAGAACCCUCCCUCCAAGAAUUCUCCGGAGCAACUGGCUGAGCCCUGGUGCGCACACAGAAGAACCAACUGGGUUUGGCAGUUUGUGAGGUGUCGGGAGAGCCUUGGUCCAGUGCUGACUGGCAGAUGGGAUGUGAAAACAACACUGUGCCGUCGCUGUUGCUUGCUGACUGAAAACUGCAUGAGCUACAUUUAAGCUGCGUUUCUACACCAUUGCCAAUCACCUUUUUGGACUUGGAAGUGCUAUUUUCCUAUGAACUCUUGCAUUGUUUCAUUUUGCAUGCAUAUAGUGAUUACACAUAAGCAAUUUAUGUAAUCUGCUUAUAUAUUUUUUUAAAAAUCUAUCCAUACAAAAUGGUAAUGUAUAAAUUCUCUCUUUUUUUGCAAAAUUAUAAUCAUAGCCCAUGUCAUUGAAAGCUUAAAUUGGCUUCUUUUAAAGAUCAGUGUCAUAGGUCUGCCUAUACUUUAUAGAAAAUGAGCUUCUAUAAAGAUUUUUUCACUGUUUACUAGUGAAAUGAGAAAAGCAAUGCUAUUUAUAAAAGAAGGCCUUAUGUUGUGUAUAUACAUUGUCAUUGAAAUAUCUGUGAUUUAGUUUAUUGCUUGUA